Agrilus planipennis (emerald ash borer) is the source of this 3979-nucleotide messenger RNA. RefSeq names its product G protein-coupled receptor kinase 2 (gene Gprk2). The record is from RefSeq and is a predicted model, not a curated record. Lineage: Eukaryota; Metazoa; Arthropoda; Insecta; Coleoptera; Buprestidae. Gene Ontology annotation, biological process: signal transduction; protein phosphorylation; regulation of signal transduction. Gene Ontology annotation, cellular component: cytoplasm. The transcript is spliced from 8 exons. Gene Ontology annotation, molecular function: G protein-coupled receptor kinase activity; ATP binding. Bases 691 to 2460 code for a protein of 589 amino acids.
UUAAUGCUGUAUUGGUGAUCUAUCUAGGCGAUAGAGUUCAUUGAAAUGAAGCGGUCCUCAUUUGUACUAUUCUGUGAAUGUUUUCCUUUUUCCACUUGUUUUCUAUUCUUGUCGGUCGCAGUUAAUCUGUAUAUCGUCUCGUUAACUGUUCAGAAUUUUACAUUAUACAUAUCACACUACAUCAGUUUACACAUGGCGAUUGAUAAAGUAUUCAAAACGCGUAUGUCGUGCCAACGAUGUGAAUUUCACAGAGAAAGUUUUACCGAGUUGCACUGCCGAUACUACCAUAGUAAGGGUAGUUUCAUAGACUAGGCGGACACACCCCUUCUUGAAAUUGCCUUACGCCUACCCUGCAUAGCGCGAACACCCCUAUCGUUUCUCGCAGUAUCCCAAUUUUUUCCAAUUUUAAUUCCACGCAACACGUCUUCAUCUCAAAAUUAUUAUUCUUUUGAUUGAAAUAUAAAGGGGUUUGACUGAAAGGUUCGGUAUAACAUUUAUGUAAAAUUUGUUACGGAAUAUAGUUUGUGGCUCCUGUAGUGGUUGUGAAUUGUAAAUUAAUGUUUUGAUGAAUCGGUAUGGUUGUCAGAAGUGUUGUUUUUGAAAGUUUAAGUCCAGUUUAAUAAUUAAUGGAAGCGGAUCGUUUUUACUCCCUAGAGGCGGGAAAAUAUAAAUUCAUCCAAACUGGAACUAAUGGAAUUGGAAAAUAUUGUUGCAAAUACGGUGUAUUUGAAAGCACGAGAGGGUGGUUCUGAUAGUAAUAAGGGUAAAAGUAAAAAGUGGAGGAAGAUUUUACAAUUUCCACAUAUCUCACAAUGCCUAGACCUUCUAAACAAAUUAGGAUAUAUUACAUUCACAGAUGUGCGAUAUGAGUAUGUGGUGGAUCAGCAGCCCAUUGGGAAGCUCCUUUUCCAACAGUGGUGUGAGGCAAAAAGACCCCAAUAUCACCGUUGCCUUAAGUUUUUAACUGCUACAGAACGUUAUGAGGUUGAGACUGAUGAUCAAAGAAUCGAACUUGCAGAUGCCAUCAAGAAGGAGUUCAUGGUUGGAAGGGAAGGAGAGGAGAUCCUGUCCCUUCCAGAGGUGGGAAUUGAGCUUGCUGCAGGGGAUAAAUUAAUCAAUGGACAUAAGGAUCUUUUUGCUCCUUGUAUUCAAGUGGUUAAGACGUUUUUGGCUGUGGAACCUUUUAAAGAUUUUACAAAAUCAAUGUAUUUUCAUCGGUAUCUACAGUGGAAGUGGCUUGAGGCACAACCUGUUACAUACAAAACGUUUCGUAUGUAUAGGGUUCUUGGAAAAGGAGGGUUUGGUGAAGUAUGUGCUUGUCAGGUACGAGCAACUGGAAAAAUGUAUGCUUGCAAAAAAUUAGAAAAGAAACGAAUUAAGAAAAGAAAAGGUGAAGCAAUGGUGUUAACAGAAAAGCAGAUUUUGCAAAAAAUAAACUCAAGGUUCGUGGUUAGUUUAGCAUACGCUUAUGAAACUAAAGAUGCUCUUUGUCUUGUACUUACUAUAAUGAAUGGUGGCGAUUUGAAAUUUCAUAUAUACAAUAUGGGAGGCGAGCCUGGACUUGACAUUGCCAGAGCCAGGUUCUAUGCUGCCGAAGUUGUCUGUGGACUCGAUCAUUUACAUCAACAGGGGAUUGUAUACAGAGACUGCAAACCAGAAAACAUACUUUUAGACGACGAAGGUCACGUUAGGAUCUCAGAUUUAGGGUUGGCAGUUGAUAUUCCGGAAGGGGAAUCUGUAAGAGGCAGAGUAGGAACAGUGGGUUACAUGGCACCAGAAGUGAUUGACAACGAACGUUAUACGUUUUCCCCAGAUUGGUUCAGUUUUGGUUGUUUAUUGUAUGAAAUGAUUGAAGGCCAGGCUCCGUUUAGGGCGCGAAAGGAGAAGGUCAAAAGGGAAGAUGUUGACAGACGAGUCAAAACGGAACAGGAAAAAUAUUCGAAUAAAUUCACGGAAGAUGCCAAAUCUCUGUGCCAACAAUUACUGGCCAAGAGCCCCGCGCAAAGGCUCGGGGGCAGAUCGGGUAGAUGCGGGGCUGUUUUGGUUAAGCAACACAUAUUCUUUCAAAGUAUUAAUUGGAGAAGACUGGAAGCCGGCCUGGUGGAAGCUCCUUUUGUGCCAGAUCCUCAUGCCGUUUAUGCAAAAGACGUGUUAGAUAUCGAGCAAUUUUCUACUGUUAAGGGUGUGAAUAUUGACGCUAACGAUAGUACGUUUUAUAGUAAAUUUAACACAGGUUGUGUGUCGAUCCCUUGGCAAAACGAAAUGAUCGAAACAGACUGCUUUAGACAGUUGAACGUUUUCGGCCCCGGUGGCACUCGGUCCCCUGAUCUGAUAUUAAACUCGCCUAGUAAUCCUGAAAAUAAAGGGUGCUUUCCUUUCAGGCGGAAGAAAAAAUUGCCCCCUCGCCUGCGGCCGGUACCAAUCAAUCCGGCGCUCCUACCCCAGGGUCUAGAGAGCUGAUGAUGUGGUAUUUAGUACUUAAGAAACGAUUUCAUCACCUUUUUAUUAAUCAAUUAAUUAAAGAAUUGAAAAGAAAUUUAUAACUACCAUCAUUGUCUUCCUUUUACCUCUUUUGCACAAUUUGGUCGUGAAAACACGUGUUCGUUAUCAUGAUAAUCAUCAACUUCAUAAUCAUUAAUAUAAUUAUUAUUACGUUAUUAUCGUCGACAUUAUAACUAUUGCUAUUAUUAUCGUCAUCGUUAGUUUUUACAACAACUGUUGUAAUCUUUCUCUGUAAAUAGUACUUAAAAUAGAAAUUUUUUCAAUUUCGAUACUUAGACCGCAUGAAAUAAAUUUUUUAUAAAAAUCUUGUAACGAACCAAUUGCAUGAUUUUGGUAAAGAUUAUACAUUUUAAAGAUAUAAUGGACUAAACAAAUACCAAUUUUUUGUUUUCCAUUUUAUGUUUUUGGUACAAACUGGACGCAAAUAGUUCCUUAUUCUCUUCUCAAUUGAUAUUUAGACAAACAUUUUAUAACUUCUUUGCAAUAAUUUGAAUUUUGUCAAAAGCACAAAAAAUUUACUGGCGAAGCGCAUUUUAGAUUUUUUUUAACCUUUUUUCGUGAAUUACCCCAACAUGUAAACGUUCGUUACAUUUUUUGCUAGCGGCAAGUGUACUAUUAUUAUGAUAACUAUUACUAUUACAUACAAUUAAAUAUUGUUAAAUUUAAAAUAUUCGUAACGUCGUAGAUUGUUGUCACUUUCGUCGUCGUUAUGUAUAGCUACGGUCGCGAGCGCAGUUUUUGGCAUUUAUUAGUAAUUUUUUAUUGUAAUUGACAAGUUUUAUACCUUUUUAUAAGAUAAAUGUAUUGUCGGACAGAAACUUGUAAGUAUAUUUUUUAAAAAUUGCAAUCGAUCAUUGUUAGGUGUACAUAUGUUUGUUAACACUUUGAAAUCUCAACAAAAUUCCUAGUGAAAUUUUUUUAGUUGAGUAGAAUCGUCCUUAUGCAUUCAUCAAAAGAUAGGAGUACCUCACCGUAUUAAAUAAAAAAUGUGGUAAUAUUUAAGUUUAGAGAGCUUUCAGUUAUUACAACAUCAAAAUUUAUAACUUAGGAGCGAUUAAUUAAUACAAUUAAAAUGGUUAACGACUAAAUUUUAAUUAAAAGUUCCCAUCUUUUUUCAAAUUUGCUCAAAGUUUUUGAAGACUUAACAACUUAAAUGUAACGUCUAAUUAUUGUCUGUUGAGAUUUCAGAUGUGUAAUUUUUUAAGUUCCUGUUUUUUAUAUUGUUUUUGAGUAGUCAAAACGCAAACACUGUAUAAUAUAAUAUUUAUUAAUCGAAAACGCAACAUGAGUACAUAAUAUAAAAUUCAACAAGACCAUAGAGUAGACAACUGCAGUUUCCAAAGGUUGGAUUCCAUUCGUACAACUGGAUGUUUAUUCAUUCUACACACAAUUUUGGCGUACAUUAUUAUCAUAUAUCUUAGGUAGAGAUAAUCGAUGUAUAUUAAAAAAAGACCAUUAAAAUGUUUUUGUGAUAUAA